AUGGUUCUCCUUCCCCCGACAACCGACGUCCUGCGGGGUGGUGGUGCCCUAUCCGUGAACACGGAAAUCACCACCGAAGGCACACCACCGUUAAAGGUUCCCGUGCCACCGCCCUCAAUGACACUCGAGACGAAGCCGCCAAUGAUCAGUAUCGUCGCCACGGCGACGACGACGACGCCACUGACGGUCAGUGACGUCAGCGCCGGAACCGCGGCGUCGAUGCUUAGCGCAGGAGGUCCGCUGUCACCGUACCGGCCAAGUCGGGUCACCCUCGAGUCCGUUUAUCCCUGCAUCACGUGCAACCUCUGCAAGGGCUACCUGAUCGAUGCGACUACGAUCGUCGAGUGUUUGCAUUCGUUUUGCCACAGCUGCAUCAUGAAGCACUUGCGCACCGAACAGUACUGCCCCCAGUGCGAAAUGAUGAUCAACAAAGCGAAGCCUAAUAUCAAACCGGAUGCAACGCUGCAGGCGAUCGUGUACAAGCUGGUGCCGGGUCUGUACGAGAACGAGCUGCUCCAGCGGCGGGCCUUCUACCGGCUGCACCCGGAAAUGGCCGCCUUCGCGACACCGGAACAGCGCGGCGAAAACACCGAGUAUCUCAUCUUUAGCCCGAGCGAGAAGAUAUCGCUUUCGCUGGAGUACGCGGAAAAGGAACUGGCGGAGGAAAGCGAAGAGCUGCUGAAGGCAAAGUACCUGCUCUGCCCGGCCGUGUUCUCGAUCGCGCUGCUAAAGAAGUUCAUCAUCUACAAGUACGGCAUCUCCGAGCGGCAGUUUUGCGUCGAGAUCAUGUACAAGGUGAAGACGAUCACUCUGCCGGAUUACUACACGCUGAUGGACGUCGCUUACAUCUACACCUGGAAGCGGGACGCACCAAUGAAGUUCUACUAUCGCAUCCGCACGACGGAAUCGAACCCGGUCGAGCUGCCGGAAGUUCCGUUGCGUCGUUCGCCGAGUCUCGUAACAACGGGCAAGCAACGUUCGACCACGGACGAAGACGAGGAGGACGAUAAAGAGAACGUGCGUGAUCUCGCGCGUGUGGGAUCGGAAGUGGUUACUUUACCUAGCGAAAGUGACGGCAACACGAGCAGCAGCAGCAGCUGCUGCAGCAGUAGCACCACAAACCGGCGUCGUCUGGAAGAGACACAACCGGCGGAAGUGGCCACUAAAUCGCUGCCACAGGACACGCUGGCAGUAUCGCCUGCCACUCCAGCGCGCAAAAACGAAUCGAUCAAGCUAAAGAUCGGAUUGAACAAGAACAAGUACGUCAGCAUCCUGGCGAGUCCGCAAUCGGACGUCCCGAGUAAUGCGGGUGCAACGGCAUCACCGGGCGUCGGACGACCGCAUAAAUCCCAGAAAGCGAAACGCAAACGUGCGCUAGCAGCAGCCGCCGCAGCAGCCGCCGGUGGUGCCUUGCAUCAGAUUGAAGGAAACCCGCGCCAGCUCAAGAUCAAGAUCGAGAAGAUCAAGGAUGUCGGGCUGGUAAGCAGCAGCAUGAGCAAGCGGGAAGCGAAGAAUGCGAAGAAGCAACACCAGCUGGCAAUGGCGGCGGCAGCGGCAUCCGCAGCCACCGGUGGUGCUCCGUACAAGGUUGAGCUGAGUCCUGGCGUCAGAGAAUCGUCGCAGGAUCACGAACGCGAUUCGAAGCGUCUGCACGGAUCCUCGAAGGGUUCGUCGUCCACGCCGUCCUCGGGCAAGGUGAAGGUGAAAUCUCCGAAGAGCGGUAAAAGCAGCAACAGCAGUGGUGGCACCAGCAGCCCGGAAGAUGUCAAGCACCCGAUCGUGCUGAAGAUCGACCAACGCAGUCCGGAUAUGGCAACGUCGACGCUCAAGUUCGGAAUGCCACGAAAACCGGCGGUGGUGGACAAGAGCUCGACUCCGCCACCGUUGCCACCAUCGCCACCGGCAGCACCAGCGGAGGUGAAGAAGUUCACGGACGAAAAAUCGAUGUUCCUGAACUCGUUCGAUCUGGCGCCUAUCAAAACCGAGGUGUCGUCUGAAGAAGCCAGUCGGCAGGAUCGAAAUUCUCCACCGAGUGGAACCGUGAGCCCGCCGACAACAACGACGACGACAACGACAGCACAUUCGUCAACGCCUCCAUCAACACCGCCAACAACGACGACGGUGGCACCCUCACCAACCAGCGGUGGACAGAUGAAGCGCAAAGCGAAGGACACAGCCGGUGGCACGUCGCGUUCGGCAUCGAAAAAACCCAAGCUUUCGGACGACGAAAUGAAAGCGAUCGUCGAGAAGAAGGUCGCCGAAAACAUUCGCUCUCCAUCGGAGCACCUCGCGCCACCAAUGUUCAUCAUACCGAAGGUGCCACCAACGGGCAAUGCCACCAUUACACCUUCCGGAGCAGGUCCUGCCGGUGGUCGACAGUUAUCACCACCGCUGCAGGGCAAUCCAAACCCUCCAUCCGUGCCAUCUCCGCCAGUGUCCUAUCCGAAUCGUGAUUCCCCGCGACCGUUCGCGUUCAAGACACCGGCACCUCCAGCACCACCACCACCACCACCACCGAUUGUGAGUGCCAGCAACAUCCCUGCGGUCAAACCCUCGCAGCAGGUCCUUCCGGCACCUAUCCCUCAGAAACCGAUCGUAGCAUCUCAGCCAGCGCCAGCCGGAGCGUCACCUAAACCACGACCAUCACCACCAACCGUUGCCCAAUCGGUGGCAGGUCCAGUUCGACGACCCACGGCACCGUCAAAGUUGCCGACGUCGUCGACCAACAGUUCCCAGGUGCAGCUCAACGGUGGUUCCGGUGCAACCACACACAGCGUACCGGCUGGUGGUGGGUUAAACAGACUCCAGAAGCCGUUGGAACUGAAGUCCGCUCAAAGCAACCCGUCGAUCAACAUACUGCCCCCGCCAGCUACGUCCCCACCGGCAUCGAUUCCGACGAGCAUUUUGGUGCAUGACACCGAGAUCAGUAAGCUGCGUCCGGAGGAUCUCAAGAAGAAUGUGAAGGUUUACGGACCGCCAACGUCGGUGGCGUCUGUUGUCGAACAGCAGCAAUCUUCAAAGCCCGGCUCAGGCAAACCAGAUGGAAUUAGCUUUGCCGUUCCACAGAAGAUGGCUCCGAAAUCGUCGUCGACGGCGGUGGCCACCACAGGCACGGGAUCUGCACCGACGAAACCCACCACCGGUGGUUCUGCGACGGUUCAAGGUGUAAAGGCACGUCCGGUUAACUACCUGAACUACGCGAUUUUCAACACUAAGGCGGCCGCAGCCGGCUCCCGGACACCGAUUCCGUCGUACUCGACAUCCUCCAGUUCCCCGAGCUACUCGCCCGACUCGCCCCAGUACAGUCCGAACCUCUCGAACAUCGGCUCGAAACCGUUCAAGUACGCUAACCCGCUCGCCUACAACAGCCACCUGCAGAACAUGCUGAACGACCGGAAGACCGGUCCACCAUCGCCACCAACGUCCACCAUCACCACCAUACCCGUUUCCUCUCCAUCACCCCCACAACAAUCGGUGUCCCCGCCAGCAGCACCCGCGCUGGCUCGCAAACGACCCGCGUCCGCACUCAGCCCGGACGGUCCAAAGUCCCCGGAAUCGCAACCACCGGCCGAGAAAGCUGCCGCCCUACUCCAACAGAUCCAGGAUCCCCAGAUCAUGUCGAAGAUCCCGUCCGCCCUGACAGUGUCCUUGUCGACGGCGGAAGAAGACAUGGCGCGACAGAUCGCACGCAAACGCCACGAAAUCGAUCCCAAGAACAACUUCAUCGAGAUCUUAAAGCUGCCGGAAGUGCCAAUCACCGAGGUGAAGGUGACACUGUCCGUGAUGCCACCGACGACUUCCAACAGCGUCACGACGACGAUCGCGAGCGCUGGUUCGGCGUCGUCCUCACCGCAGGAUCGCAGGUCUUCAAUGGCGAUGAAGGUCACUUCGGCACUUUCGGGUGGCGUCACGAUGUCCACUGGCCAGCAGCAGCAGCAGCAGCAGCAGUUGGGUGGAAAACCAGCGACGGCUCCACUCUCCACGGCCUCUGUCACCAGCGCAAUCGGUGGAAGAGGUCCAUCGGGUGUUGGAGCAUCCGUGCCCUCGUCAAAAGCACCUGCCAGUCUCCCGGUGUCUACGAACGCCGCCACUGGCACGUUCCAGCGCAAGUACAUGGAGGCGAUGGUGGAUAAAUCGAUGGAAACUAAAACCCCAACCCCGACCACCACCGGUAAGCAGCAACCGAUCAAGCCACCGGUCGUUUCGAGGGUCUCCACGACGAAAGCACCUACGGCUGCUAAUGCUUCGACCGCGGCCACGCCAACAAACUCCAAGUUUAAGCUCCCGAAUGCGACCGUCCGCGAGGAUGGUUCGAUUAAGCUGAACAACUACCGCGAGGUAGAUCUCAUCCUGAAGAACAUCCACUCGCAGAAACCGGCCCCGGUUCCGGCCAUCGGUGCAGCGACACAGAACCGGAUGUUGCCUCCGCAGACUCCCUCAACGAAGGUCCCGUCGACCACGUCCCCAUCCGCGUCUUCGGUGCCGAUCACUUCACGACCGAUCGCAAUCAACGGCCGUAUGACAGGUCCUUCGCAACCGAUCAAUCGCCCAUCGGCUCCCACCCACAGCGCGAGUUCCUUGGGCAAAGCGAAAACGACCACAUCGCCGGCAUCCUCGCCAGCGUCCACGACGCACAUGCCCUCGAUGGCGAGCAUGGGUCCGAUGUUCGACAUUCAGAUGAAAUCGGACGCGAUCGCGGCCACUAGUGGUGCUGUUGGUGGCACACCCACCAAGAAAACCUGCCCGGUGUCGUCUACAACGGGCAGUGGAUCUUCCGUGGGAUCGCUGGGAACGGUUCCUCGGCGCAAGUAUGCCCCGACCAACAACAGCGCCUCGCUGGUGCCACUGGUUAAACCUACCCCAGCUCCGAAGAUAACAGCCGCUGCAGUGAUUGCAGCGGCCGUGGCAGCGGCGGCCGCGUCGUCAUCGCCGUCAUCACCAUCACCGUCACCGUCGCCGUCGUCCGUAUCAACCGCCAGCGGGCCGAAGGGACAGUUGGGCGCUAGUUACGCCGAUUUCAUCACGCUUCACCCGCAAGGGUCAACCACACGCCACACCCAACAAUCGGCCGCAGUUGCGGCCUCAGUUUCGGCCCCGAUUUCGGCCUCGGUUUCGGCGGCUGCCUCGUCGUACCAGAACCAAAACUACUCGUUGAAUUUGGUGAACGAUGAUUACUUUAGCCGUCAGUUAGCGCAGAACAGUCUCAGCCAUCUGUACCCGGUGAUCAUGCAGCAGUACAUGCAGCGUGCCGCUGCCGGCGGUAUUGGACCGGAUUCCGUGACGAUCACCGCGUCGUCUAUAGGCACCGGGCGGAACAGCGUGUCGCAGAACUCGCUCACGGUUACCGCGAUUCCGCCCGGCACGUCGAGGGCGGGUGCUUCCGGUCGAGUGGGUGGUGCGGCCGGUCCUAACGUGAGUGGUCCGGGUGGGCCACGUUCCGGUGGAGCCGGCAGUGCAGGUCUCAAUCCGGCGACAUCCCGCAACAACGCCUCCUGA
This is a messenger RNA of Anopheles nili, 5496 nucleotides long. It is a transcript of the gene Psc, whose product is annotated as polycomb group protein Psc. The record is from RefSeq and is a predicted model, not a curated record. Gene Ontology annotation, molecular function: promoter-specific chromatin binding. Bases 1 to 5496 code for a protein of 1831 amino acids. Lineage: Eukaryota; Metazoa; Arthropoda; Insecta; Diptera; Culicidae. Gene Ontology annotation, biological process: negative regulation of transcription by RNA polymerase II. Gene Ontology annotation, cellular component: PRC1 complex. The transcript has 6 exons.